AUGUCGAUGGAGGACCCCUUCUUCGUGGUGAAGGGGGAGGUACAGAAAGCCGUGAACACCGCCCAGGGGCUCUUCCAGAGGUGGACAGAGCUCUUGCAAGAUCCCUCCAUCGCCACAAGAGAAGAAAUCGACUGGACCACUAAUGAGCUCAGGAAUAAUCUGCGGAGCAUCGAGUGGGACCUGGAAGACUUGGAUGAAACAAUUAGCAUUGUUGAGGCAAACCCGCGGAAAUUCAACCUCGAUGCGACGGAGCUGGGCAUCAGGAAAGCCUUCAUCACGAGCACACGGCAGGUGGUCAGGGAAAUGAAGGAUCAGAUGUCAAACUCCUCCAUGCAAACGCUGGCUGAAAGGAAAAACAGGCAGGCGCUCCUGGGAGAAAGUGGGAGUCAGAGUUGGAGCUCCGGACCUGACAAGUACAGCCGUCUGGACCGGGAGCUGCAAUUAGCAAAUUCACACUUCAUCGAGGAGCAGCAAGCUCAACAACAGUUGAUUGUGGAGCAGCAAGAUGAGCAGUUGGAGCUGGUCUCUGGCAGCAUCGGGGUGCUGAAGAACAUGUCCCAGCGCAUUGGCGGGGAGCUGGAGGAGCAAGCAGUGAUGCUGGACGACUUCUCCCACGAGCUAGACAGCACUCAGUCGCGGCUUGAUAACGUCAUGAAGAAACUCGCCAAAGUGUCUCACAUGACGAGCGAUCGACGGCAGUGGUGUGCAAUUAUCGUCCUCUUCGUCAUCUUGCUGGUGGUGCUCAUCCUGUUUUUUGUCCUGUGAUGGACCGAACUUCCUCGGACGCCCCCUCCCCGCCCCCUUGCCCGCGUAGCACGGGGAAAUGAAACUCUCACUGUUUCCGUCCGCCCACAGAGAUCCCCGGCAAGAAAACCCGCACUCGGCUCUCACCAUUCUCCUCUGAGGACCGCGGCUCAGCUCCGCCGGCGUCUCACCUGGCCCCGGGGAGAGGGGGUGGAGGACCGGAGCUGCCUCCUCCCCCGGUGCGGUGCGAUCUGGACCUGGGCUCCAGGUCUGGACCUAGGCAGCUGGAGGGGGACUUGACCCCUGCGCUUCCACCCCGUGCAGGUAGGAGCCGGUUGCAGCGGUCCCGAGCCGCCUGCGGUCGGAUGCGGACACAGAGCAGCGAGCCCUGGGGAGGAACGGGACGCCGGGGCGGGGUGGGGGAGAGGAAUUAAUUAAUUCACUGAGCAUUACAAACCACAUCGCCAGCCCGCGGGUGCUUGCCAGCCAAAAGCGUUACGGGGAGGAGCGGUGGUGUGAAACCCCACGCAGCCACGGCGAGGGAGGGGACCCCCCGCCCCACGCUGCCGUCCUCCCACGGGCCGGCUCCGUGCCGCCGACCUGCCGCCGAGAUACGCCGGUGAGCCUGCAGCAGAGCAUUCGCAUCCGCCACCCCUUGGCAGCAGGUUACACACGGGUGAGCCGUGGGGCGUCGUGUCCUGCCAUCGGCCGGCCCGGCGCGACUAGAAACCCCGGAGCUUUAAACUUGGGUUGAUGCACGCUGAAAGCUGGCAAACAACCGUUAGCCGGAGAGUGAGUUUCUUAAAGCUUUUGAAAUUGCCUCCUUCGUUAUACAAGCCUCUAAAGCUCAUUGAUUGAUGCUUUCUUUGCCCUUGUAUAACUGAGUAACUGCUUGUGUUUAACAGCUGCUUCCCUUUGGCAAGUGAUUUGUCAGGUCUAAAAUAACUUAUUUUUUUUAAGGAAAAAAAAAACUUUAAAGAUUUUUUUGAUGAC
Messenger RNA from Gymnogyps californianus (California condor), 1737 nucleotides. RefSeq names its product syntaxin 6 (gene STX6). Gene Ontology annotation, cellular component: membrane. The transcript has 8 exons. The coding region runs from base 1 to 765 and encodes 254 amino acids. Gene Ontology annotation, biological process: Golgi vesicle transport; intracellular protein transport. The record is from RefSeq and is a predicted model, not a curated record. NCBI's taxonomy places the organism in Eukaryota, Metazoa, Chordata, Aves, Accipitriformes, Cathartidae. Gene Ontology annotation, molecular function: SNAP receptor activity.